GGAGCGGCGCUGCGUUCGCCUCCAUUCUGGGGUCUGAGGGGGAUCCGCGCCCCAUAGGAUGCGUUUUCCCAACGUAUGGAUUUAAUUCCAGGGGUCUCCCUGCCCUGUAGGGGAUGCCCUGCCUGCCAUGGAGCCCUAUGUGCUGCUGGACCCGCGGCAGAAGGCGCUGUACCGGGAUGUGAUGCAGGAGAGCUACGAGACGCUGAUGUCCAUCGCUCAGGGCUUGGUGAACCACAAAGCAGCGGAGGAGGACGCCGUGGGGCUGAAGGAGGACGCCGUGGGGUCGGAGGAGCCCCAAACGCACCCGCCCCAUAACCCGGCACAGAACCGAACCGCGGGAUCCCACAGGCGGAAAGCGAAGCGCCCCGACAAAGCCGUCCCUCUCGGGGUCGCGCAGACCCCCCCCGCCGCCCCGACCCCCAAACGCGAUGGGGUGAAGCCCUCCCGGGUUCGGGACCGCCCGUUCGGCUGCCCCGACUGCGGCAAAUCCUUCCCGUGGGCGUCGCAUUUGGAGCGGCACCGCCGGGUCCACACGGGGGAGCGGCCCUACAGCUGCCCCGAGUGCGGGGAAUCCUACAGCCAAAGCUCCCACCUCGUCCAGCACCGCCGCACCCACGGUGGCGACCGACCCCACAAAUGCCAGCACUGCGGCAAACGCUUCGCCGGCGCCGCCCAACUCCUCGCGCACAGCCGGGGCCACGCGGCCGACAGACCCCAUCGCUGCGGGGACUGCGGGAAGGGCUUCGUCUGGGCGUCCCACCUGGAGCGGCACCGCCGGGUGCACACCGGGGAGAAGCCCUACGAGUGCCCGGAGUGCGGCGAAGCCUUCAGCCAGGGCUCCCACCUGACCAAGCACCGCCGCAGCCACGCGGCGGAGCGGCCGCACCGCUGCUCCGCCUGCGGGAAAUGCUUCGGCCAAAGCUCCGACCUCGUCCGGCACCGCCGGAGCCGCGCCGGGAAGAAACCGCAGCGCUGCGCCGAGUGCGGGAAGGCGUUCCGCGCCGCCCCGGCGCCGCUGCGGCGCCACCGGAGGGAGCGCAGCCAUCGGUGCGGGGACUGCGGGAAGGGCUUCGCGUGGGCGUCCCACCUGCAGCGGCACCGCCGGGUGCACACCGGGGAGCGGCCGUUCCCCUGCGGGCUGUGCGGGGAGCGCUUCUCGCAGAAAGCCCACCUGCUGCAGCACGGCAAAACGCACCGCCCCGAGCGGCCCUACAAGUGCGGGGACUGCGGGAAGCGCUUCGAGGACGCCCCGCCUUUCCUGGCCCACCGGCGCGGCCACGCGGCCCUCAAAAGCUUCACCUGCGGGGACUGCGGGAAGGGCUUCGCCUGGGCGUCCCACCUGCAGCGGCACCGCCGGGUGCACACCGGGGAGAAGCCCUACGAGUGCCCCGAGUGCGGCGAAGCCUUCAGCCAGGGCUCCCACCUGACCAAGCACCGCCGCAGCCACGGCCCCAAAGCGCCUUUGCUCCCCGUGCAGGGGAGGGGUGAAGCGGAGGAGCCGCUCCGUGCGGCCCCGCUGAGCUCCGGGGCCGAGCAGCGGUGAUGGGCGGAGAGCUCAGCGGGGUGGGGUGGAGGAGGAGGUGGGAUGGGGAGCGAACAGAGCGGUGCUGCGGGGACGGAGCGCCCACUCCUGGCCCCGCUCACACCUUCCCGUGCUGGGCUGCUGAGGCCGGGGGUUGGGGUGGUAACCCGAGUGCCGAAACCCCACCGUCCGCGCGUGGUCCUCGCCGCUGUCGGGUCGGCCCGUCGGGAACGCUGCGGGGAAAGCGAGCAAAUAAAGGAGCGCUGCGCCCCGUA
Molecule: messenger RNA, 1797 nt
Organism: Gallus gallus (chicken)
Lineage: Eukaryota; Metazoa; Chordata; Aves; Galliformes; Phasianidae
Gene: ZNFB1
Product: B-locus zinc finger protein 1
Exons: 3
Coding region: 128-1543 (471 amino acids)
Biological process (GO): regulation of cytokine production; negative regulation of transcription by RNA polymerase II; regulation of immune system process
Molecular function (GO): DNA-binding transcription factor activity; RNA polymerase II cis-regulatory region sequence-specific DNA binding
Source: RefSeq, marked validated